This is a messenger RNA of Scylla paramamosain (green mud crab), 1343 nucleotides long. Its product is annotated as protein obstructor-E-like. The coding region runs from base 116 to 781 and encodes 221 amino acids. Gene Ontology annotation, cellular component: extracellular region. The record is from RefSeq and is a predicted model, not a curated record. The transcript is spliced from 5 exons. Lineage: Eukaryota; Metazoa; Arthropoda; Malacostraca; Decapoda; Portunidae. Gene Ontology annotation, molecular function: chitin binding.
AAGUAGCCCCGCCCCACGGAGCCGACGUGUGGUGGCCUGGCCUGUCUUGGCCGUGGCACUGCCUGGACGCCUCCCUAGCUCAGUCAGUGCUGGACAACCAUAGUGGAGAGACACCAUGUUCCGCGCGGCCGUCCUCUCUACCCUACUGGCUCUUGCCACGGCGCAGUACAACGACUGCCCAGAACCAGAAGGGCUGCAGCUGUACCCUCACCCCACCAGCUGCAACGAAUUCUACAAAUGCGCCAACGGUUCCUUGACGCAUGAAGUCUGUGAGAAUGGCCUACUCUUCGAUGGCAAGGGUGGUGCUGUCCACAACCACUGCAACUACCACUGGGCUGUUGACUGCGGCGAGCGCGAGGCUGACCUGACUCCUUUGGGCAAGGGAAUCUGUGAGUAUUCCUUCGGCAUCUACUCCAAUGGACCAUGUGAGAUUGACUACACCUUGUGCGUCUAUGGUGAGCCCAAGUACGAGCCCUGCACUCCUGGCCUGGCCUACGACGAGAGGAUCCACGGCUGCAACUGGCCUGACCUCCUGGAGUACUGCAACCCUCAAGAAAUUGUUGGCUUCCAGUGCCCAGCAUAUGUAGACAGUAAGGACCCAGCUGCCAGGUUCCUGCCUCAUCCCCGCUAUCCCACGUCUGACUGUGGCCGCUACAUAGUCUGUGUGGAGGGCAACCCACGCCUGGUAGGCUGUGGAGACUACGCUGUCUUCAACCCUAACACCCUCACUUGUGAAGAACCAGACUUGGUCCCCCAGUGUGCAAACUACUUUAAGAAGUAAAUUUCUCCUUCAAGAAGAGGAAGCAGCAAAAAACAAGCAGAAGAAUAUGCAAGUCUCCAACAUUAGCUAAACCUUGCCCUCUAAAGAAAGAAAAGAUAAAUUUCUUUUGCCUUUGUCUUCACUCAAGUUACUGUAGUCAUUAGGUGAUAUUACUAAAUAAAACUGUCUUCACUCAAGAUACCAUAGUUAUUAGGUGAUAUUACUAAAUAAAACUAUUGCUUUGACCUUUCCAGUGCUAGAGACAGGUGGUUAGCAUGUGUACAGGAGUGUUGGUUUAAUGCCAAACUACAUUCACUGAAAGCUCUCAAGUCGAACGUGAUAUUAAUUUUAGCGAUACUACUUGAAAUCUCAAUAUUUUUGUAUGAAAUUUUAUAGUGCUACUUGUCUACCAUGUACUCCAGUCAUACUUCUUCUUGAAAUCUGACUUGAUUGCUGUACUUUCUUCAUUGAUGUGACUCCCUUCCAUCACCUUCAGCUUGUACCAUCCACUCACUCUUGGUAGGCCUGAAGUAACAGCAAAUACAUAUAUGUGGAUUCUAUGAAAUAUAUAUGAUUGGGUCUA